Molecule: messenger RNA, 1525 nt
Organism: Tilletiopsis washingtonensis
Lineage: Eukaryota; Fungi; Basidiomycota; Exobasidiomycetes; Entylomatales
Exons: 1
Coding region: 247-1251 (334 amino acids)
Source: RefSeq, a predicted model, not a curated record
UCCUGCGCGGACAUUUUCACGUGAUCUGGCGCUGUCGGCCGACGAGCUGCAUCGAGAGCUGAGCUCGAGGACAAGGAAGCACGCCGGUGAGCCGUGCGGCCAGCCUGAUGCCUGGCGCUGCCCGUGCGGCGGCAACAGCGCUUCUUCGAAGCAAACAGUCGAGCGAGAUUCCAGUUCUGCGCCGACGACCACCCUGCACGGCGCUGCGACGUCGGCUUCUGCUGCUCGGGCGAGAAGCUGGGCAUCAUGCGUGGCCCAUCCUGCGCUUCCCAUUCCCAUGCGCAGACUCACGCUCACCUUUGCACGCCAAAGCCGACGCGGGAGUGCGCUGAACACGAAAGGACAAAGGAGGGUGACGGUCCCGCGUCGCAUGAUCCCUCAGUCACCACGCGAGAUGCCGCACCACGCAUCCGCGUCGGCGUCGGAGCAGGGUCAGCGCUUCGCGUCCCUGCGCAACCCCGCUCCGAUACCCCUCGGCGUGCAGCGGGGCGUGCCUUGCGUAGCCAUGGGAAGCAUCAAGAUGGGCGGUAUUGCGAGCGGCUCGAACAGCCGCCCAGGUACCUGAGCGGACGCUCGGUGAGAUCUGCCGAACCAGAUCCCUCCGAGCCGGAUCGCUCCGCUCCGUCGUCGGCUCCGCCCCGUCUUGGCUUUGCGGCGCAGCAAGAAGUAGUGCCGCAGCCGAGAGGGAAGCCCGAUGGCCGACAGCUCCCACCGCCCUGCCAUGCUGCAGCUGCUGCCGAGCCGGCACGCUGCACCGCUCGCCUCCGCCGAUACUGCGUGCUGCGUCUGAGCGUCGCGGGCGCGGCAGCGCUCGGCCAAGUCUGCACACGUGCUUUGAGCGCAACCUCGAGCCUGCAGCUGCACGUCGGGAGUGCCAUGUCCGCGACACACGACGGCGUCAGGCUGCGGAUGACAGCAGCGGCAGCAGGCGCAGCCUUGGCCGCUGUGCGGCGCAGUUUGCCCGGCGAGCCCCGAGAGUCGUGGGCCCGCUGGAUCGGGUUGCGCCCGCUGCGGCUUGCGCGUGUGCACGGCUCAGCGAGCGUGCGAGCUGCGUCUGCACGCUGCAGCGCUGGCCUGGCCGCCUGCAGCAGCCUGGGACCCGCCUGGCCCAGAAGGUCGCCCUCGGCAUGCUGUCCGCGAGGCCUGGACGUGCGUCUAGGCUGCGGCCGCCGUGUGUCUCGCACCACGGGCUGCUCCCGCGCCAGCGCCGCAGCGGGCUACUCUACUGCAGGCGCGUACGGUAUUCCGUAGCCCAGCCCUCGCAGCGGCGCACGCACCGUGCAGCCCUGCUCGGCAGCGAGCUGCACCUCGUCGUCGAGAAACCGAGCGCGAUCCGCGGCUGCUUGCGACAGACGCUCCAUUGCCGAUGCCGCAAGCUAGCGGACGAUGCCCUUAGCACUCUCUGUCCGACGGAAGCAAGGCAGCGAGCGGCGAAGAUGUGUGUGCUUGUUUCAUGGGAAAGAAGGCCCUGCGUCCGCCAUCCGCCGUUGCUCUCUUCGCCCUCUCUCAGCGGCAGGUCAGCAGC